UAACGCGCAUGUCCAAAAUGGCAGCGCCCAUGAAUUGUAAUCGUACACAAUACGCUUUAUCACAUAAACUGACUUAACACGUUCAUUAAGCAAAGUUUCCAGUUUCAACAAUGCCGCCUGGGGGGAGGUCUAGAUCGAGGUCACCUCUUGCCACAGAAACGGAACUGGACAAAGCUGAGCGACGGAAGGAACGUCGUUCAAGAUCGCGGUCCCGAGAUAGAAAAAACAAAGUUGACAAAAGUGACAAACGCCGUUCUAGAAGCCCUGAAAGACGUAGACGGAGUCGUAGCAAGGACCGCAAAAAGGACGGCAAACAUAAGCACAGCAAGCCAAGCAAGAAAGAGAAGGAUGCCGGGGGUGAAGAUGGGGAGCUGGAUGAGGAGGGCGGGGCCAAGACCAAGGUGCCCCUGUCCCUGGAGGAACUGCUCGCUAAGAAGAAGGCAGAGGAGGAGGCAUUUGCAAAGCCCAAGUUUCUCACGAAGGAGGAGAGAGCCGCAGAGGCGAUGAAACGCAGACAGGAACAGGUGGAUGCACAGAGGAAACGUAUCGACGAGGAACGCAAGAAACAGGUCGGGUUCCUGCACAAAGGGAAGGAUCCCAGAGAUGAUCGUGACAGACGAGACCGAUACGACCGAGACAGGGACCGCGAUCGCCGUGAAGACUGGAGACAAGGUCGUGGCGACGACGAUAGAUUUAAAGAACCGGCCGAGCCUGCGCAGAGAGAACGACGCGAGGAACCAGAAUCUCGAAAAGAACUUAAGGACAAAGAAAAGGAACUCGAGGCUAUCAAGGAAAGGUACCUGGGAAUGAAGAAAAAGAAGAAGCGAAUUCGCCGACUUAAUGACCGCAAGUUUGUGUUUGACUGGGAUGCAGGUGAUGACACCUCUAUCGACUACAAUGCCCUCUAUAAGGAGAAACAUGAAGUCCAGUUCUUUGGGCGUGGCCACAUAGCAGGCAUAGAUAUCAAGCAACAAAAGAAAGACCAGUCCAAGUUCUAUGGUGACCUGUUGGAAAAGAGGAGAACAGAUGAAGAGAAAACACAAGAAAUCAAACGUUUGAAGACAGUCAAGGAAAAAGAAAACAAACGUAAGCAUGACGAUCGCCACUGGAUGGAGAAGACACUUGAGGAAAUGGCAGAACGAGAUUGGCGCAUAUUCAAGGAGGACUAUAACAUCAGCUGCAAGGGAGGCCGCAUCCCCAACCCCAUCAGGAAGUGGAAGGAGGCCAAUCUACCCAAGGAUCUGCUGGAUGCUAUUGAUACCAUCGGGUACAAGGAGCCUACACCCAUCCAGAGACAGGCCAUUCCGAUUGGUCUGCAGAACCGUGACAUCAUCGGUAUCGCUGAGACUGGCAGUGGUAAGACGGCAGCAUUCCUGAUACCGCUGCUGGUCUGGAUAACCUCCCUGCCCAAGAUAGAGAGAAAGAUAGACAUCAUAGACAAGGGCCCCUAUGCCAUCAUUCUGGCCCCUACUCGUGAGUUGGCCCAGCAAAUUGAGGAGGAGACUAUCAAGUUUGGGAAGCACAUUGGGAUCCGUACUGUCGCUGUCAUCGGUGGCAUAUCCAGGGAGGAGCAAGGGUUCAAGCUACGACAAGGCUGUGAGAUCGUCAUAGCAACCCCAGGUCGUCUGAUUGACGUCCUGGAGAACCGUUACCUGGUGCUGGCCCAGUGCACGUAUGUGGUGAUGGAUGAGGCAGACCGCAUGAUAGACAUGGGCUUUGAGCCCGACGUGCAGCAGAUCCUGGACUACCUGCCGGUCUCAAACAUGAAGCCCGACACGGAGGAUGCUGAGGAUUAUGAGAAAAUGUUGGCGAACUUUAACACCACGCAGAAAUACAGACAGACGGUCAUGUUCACGGCCACUAUGCCUCCAACUGUAGAGAAGCUAGCAAGGAAGUACCUGCGCCGUCCCGCGGUCGUGUACAUCGGCUCUGUGGGCAAACCCACCGAACGAUGUGAACAGAUCGUCUACAUGGUGGGCCAUCAGGACAAGAGGAAGAAGUUGUUGGAGAUCUUGCAGGCGGGCAUAGAGCCGCCCAUUCUUAUCUUUGUCAACCAGAAGAAGGGAGUGGAUGUCCUGGCUAAGUCCCUCGAAAAAAUGGGAUUCAGUGCCACCACGCUGCACGGUGGGAAGGGACAGGAGCAGAGAGAGUUUGCCUUGGCCAGUCUUAAGGGCGGGGCCAAGGACAUCCUGGUUGCUACGGACGUUGCCGGGCGUGGUAUCGACAUCAAGGACGUUUCCCUCGUUAUCAACUAUGACAUGGCAAAGAAUAUUGAAGACUACACUCAUCGUAUCGGUCGUACUGGUCGUGCGGGUAAAUCUGGAUGUGCCAUCACGUUCCUUACGAAGGAUGACAACCAGGUGUUCUACGACCUCAAGCAAGUGAUAGUUGCCAGUCCGGUGUCAGUUUGCCCACCAGAACUCGCGAAUCAUCCGGACUCACAGAAUAAACCCGGGGCGACGGUGUUUAAGAAGCGAAAAGACGAGAAAGUGUUCAUACAAUGAGUGUUGAAUGUUUGUCUGACAGAUGAUUGAGGAGUUUAACUGCAUUAAGAACUGAGCUACGCUUUGGGAAAACAGGUCUUAAGGAAUGUGCGUAAAGUAUGGUCCCAUAUAGCCUGUGCAGGCUGUACAGGCUAAUCAUCACUUUCCGCUUAAAAUGGAUUUAGAAGAGACUUCUGUUACACAAAAAAAUCAAGCAGAAAGUGUCGUCAUUGUGGACAAUUCUGGGAUGAUACUUUACACUCAUGCCUUAAGCCCUGUUUGCCUGGAGCAUGGCUGAAACAGUGUUUGCUGAUUAUGCAGACAACUCUGUUGCAUGAUUUGUGUACCAUACAAAUGACUGUGUCUUUAUAUAGAAGUUAGUACCGGUAAUACAAUUUAAGAUUUACUGGAAUUCACUACAGAUUUCUUGGUAUUUAAUGGUAUAUGAUUUCUUACACAACUGAUGUAAACCCUUCUAUGGUCACAUUAUCAAAAAGGAAAGGGUGAAAAAAGGAUGUUUGACAAGUGUGAGCAGUUUCUUGAAAGGUGAUCCUGCAUUUUCUGCAGGUGGCUAUGUGCUAUAUGAUAUAAUUUGUCGCUUAAAAUAAACAAGGACAAGUUGUCAAACACUUGAAGGGUAACAAUAUGAAUGCUCAGCUGAAAUGAUUAGAAAGAUGUUACCUAUUUAGGAAAUCAAUGCUGACAGUUUGUUAAUUGUUGUGAACAAUUGAAUUAUUGAUCUUUGAAUAUUGCCACUGUGAGUUUAAUGUGUGCGGCAUGAACCAGUUUUAUUAUCAUCAUUUAAACGAUUUAUAAUUUUGCAAAAAAGCUCAUAAACACAUACAAGUAUUCAUGUAGUACUUGCAAUAUCUGGUUUUGUUUACUAUUUUGAUGACGUACCAUCUGCAUAUUUUAAUGAUACAAAAAUACUUGUGUCUCAAUAAAUGUUUACUUGUG
Molecule: messenger RNA, 3440 nt
Organism: Dreissena polymorpha
Lineage: Eukaryota; Metazoa; Mollusca; Bivalvia; Myida; Dreissenidae
Product: probable ATP-dependent RNA helicase DDX23
Exons: 15
Coding region: 111-2504 (797 amino acids)
Biological process (GO): mRNA splicing, via spliceosome
Cellular component (GO): catalytic step 2 spliceosome
Molecular function (GO): RNA helicase activity; ATP binding; RNA binding
Source: RefSeq, a predicted model, not a curated record